Messenger RNA from Malassezia restricta, 837 nucleotides. RefSeq lists its product as uncharacterized. The coding region runs from base 1 to 837 and encodes 278 amino acids. The record is from RefSeq and is a predicted model, not a curated record. NCBI's taxonomy places the organism in Eukaryota, Fungi, Basidiomycota, Malasseziomycetes, Malasseziales, Malasseziaceae. The transcript has 2 exons.
AUGCCUAUGGAGAAAGACCUAACUACACGCGUAGCGGCUGCAUAUGAUGCGGCAUGCUCCGAUACCCGAGAUCCUGUUCGUGGCGAAGGAGGGGGAUUCUUGGUAAAUGAUUCAUUGGCUGGUGGAUUUGUGCCUGAUGCGGACCUUUAUCAGGAGGAAGGUAUUUCGCAAGGCAUGAAAGUAUCUGCUUUGCCCAGAGCUUUAGAAUCCCUUGGAUUGGAUUCUUCUCAACGACAAGAUGUUUGUGAGCUGCUUGAGGCAAAUGCAGUUCAUGGUACUUAUGACAAUGAGCCAAGUAUACCAAAAGCGUAUUUCAUCGAGGCUGUGCAAACGGUUAUGGAAGGUGUGCGCCGAUCAAAGCGUCGACGGACUAAUCGUCAAGCUACCAAUGAGUUGCACGACUCGGAAUCCUACAGUGAUGAUGAGUAUGAUCCGUCUAAUGACGAAUAUACAUCUUUCAGCGAAGAAGACGCGCCAAACACAGAUACAAAAACCAAGCUAACCAAAACUAAACGCGAGCAGGCUCGAUUUUUGUACCGACUGCUCCUUGAGCGUAUUCCACUCGUUGCUCCCACUAUGUUAUCCACGCUACCAAAUACUGGAAUUCGCACUGAUGUAACAGAAGAAGAAGUGGAUACAAGGUGUAUCGGAAUCGACGAACUUCGAUAUGCGGCGCGCAACUUGGGCGAGACGCCAAGUACAACAGAGCUCGCUGAAAUGCUACAUGAAGCGAUAUCACUUUCCUCAGGCACCAAAGCACGCACGAAUACCCAAGCGCCUCGGAUUGGGCUGCACGAGUUCAUGCAUAUCACGUGGAGGUUGGGGUCGUUGGCCUAA